AUGUUUACUGGACUCGUCGAAACUAUAGGAACAGUUGCUGAGUACGUUGGGCAAGACAACUCCUCCUCUGGAGGCAAUGGUGUUUCCAUCACGAUUACCGACUGUUCACCCAUAUUAGAAGAUGUUCAUCUUGGGGACUCAAUUUCAACCAAUGGUGUUUGCUUAACUGUGACAGACUUUGAUGCCGCUAAGACUCUCUUCAAAGUGGGAGUUGCUCCUGAAACCUUGCGCAAAACCAAUUUGGGCUCAUUGUCAAAAGACUCCAAGGUGAAUUUAGAAAGAGCUGUGACAAGUGAUGUCAGGUUAGGUGGCCACGUCGUACAAGGCCAUGUUGAUACAAUUGCAACAAUUGUUGGUAAAAAGCCAGACGGAAACGCAAUUACAUUCACAUUCGAGCUCAGAGACAAGGAGUUUAUCAAUUACAUUGUGCACAAGGGAUUUAUUGCCAUUGACGGAACCUCGUUGACAGUAACUUCAGUCGAUGACUCAAAAGCACAAUUCUCUAUCAUGUUGAUAAGCUACAGUCAGGAAAAGGUUAUCUUAGCAAAAAAGGAAAUUGGUGACACCGUAAAUAUCGAAGUGGACCUCACCGGUAAGCUUAUUGAAAAGCAAGUUGAGCUUAACUUGAAGGCGCAAAUUGACAAGAAUGAUAGUGCUUUGAAUGCGUUAAUCACAUCAAUUGUUGAAAAGAAGGUGAAGGAGUUGAUUAAAUAG
Lodderomyces orthopsilosis Co 90-125 is the source of this 714-nucleotide messenger RNA. RefSeq names its product riboflavin synthase (gene RIB5). The record is from RefSeq and is a predicted model, not a curated record. NCBI's taxonomy places the organism in Eukaryota, Fungi, Ascomycota, Pichiomycetes, Serinales, Debaryomycetaceae. The transcript has a single exon. Bases 1 to 714 code for a protein of 237 amino acids. Gene Ontology annotation, molecular function: riboflavin synthase activity. Gene Ontology annotation, biological process: riboflavin biosynthetic process.